Molecule: messenger RNA, 3408 nt
Organism: Lepus europaeus (European hare)
Lineage: Eukaryota; Metazoa; Chordata; Mammalia; Lagomorpha; Leporidae
Gene: TCIRG1
Product: T cell immune regulator 1, ATPase H+ transporting V0 subunit a3
Exons: 19
Coding region: 184-2670 (828 amino acids)
Biological process (GO): vacuolar acidification; proton transmembrane transport
Cellular component (GO): plasma membrane; vacuolar proton-transporting V-type ATPase, V0 domain; vacuolar proton-transporting V-type ATPase complex
Molecular function (GO): ATPase binding; proton-transporting ATPase activity, rotational mechanism
Source: RefSeq, a predicted model, not a curated record
CCCCUCCUGCUCGCGCCUCACUUCCUGUGUGAGCUCAGCACCCACCUGCACCCUGGGCCGUGGUCUGUGUCCCUGGCUGCCAGGCGAGGGUGGGAGCAGCGCCUCGCAGGAUCCCUGGGGCACCUGAACUGGCUGUGGCUUGGCCCCAGCUGUGCCCUCCCCGCGCCCCCCACCUCCAGGACCAUGGGCUCCCUGUUCCGGAGUGAGGAGGUGGCGCUGGUCCAGCUCUUCCUGCCCACGGCAGCCGCCUACACCUGCGUGAGCCAGCUGGGUGAGCUGGGCCUCGUGGAGUUCAGAGACCUCAACGCCUCCGUGAGCGCCUUCCAGAGACGCUUUGUGGGGGACGUGCGGCGCUGUGAGGAGCUGCAGAAGACCUUCACCUUCCUGCAGGAGGAGGUGCGGCGGGCCGGCCUGGCGCUGCCCCCGCCCGAGGGGGAGCUGCCGGCGCCCCCGCCCCGGGACCUGCUGCGCAUCCAGGAGGAGACGGAGCGGCUGGCACAGGAGCUGCGGGAUGUGAGAGGCAACCAGCAGGUGCUGCGGGCCCAGCUGCACCAGCUGCAGCUCCACGCCGCCGUGCUGGGCCAGGCCCACAGCCCCCAGGCCGCUGCCCACGCCGAUGGCCCCUCAGAGAGGAUUCCCCUGCUUCAGGCCCCUGGGGGGCCGCACCAGGACUUGAAGGUCAACUUCGUGGCAGGUGCGGUGGAGCCGCACAGGGCCGCGGCCCUGGAGCGCCUGCUCUGGAGAGCCUGCCGGGGCUUCCUCAUCGCCAGCUUCAAGGAGACAGAGCAGCGGCUGGAGGACCCGGUGACGGGUGAGCCUGCCGCGUGGAUGACCUUCGUCAUCUCCUACUGGGGCGAGCAGAUCGGACAGAAGAUCCGGAAGAUCACAGACUGCUUCCACUGCCACGUCUUCCCCUUCCUGGAGCCAGAGGAUGCGCGCCGCGGGGCCCUGCAGCAGCUGCAGCAGCAGAGCCAGGAGCUGCAGGAGGUGCUGGGGGAGACGGAGCGGUUCCUGGGCCAGGUGCUGGGCCGGGUGCAGCGGCUGCUGCCCGCCGCGCAGGUGCAGGUCCGCAAGAUGAAAGCCGUGUACCUGGUGCUCAACCAGUGCAGCGUGAGCAGCACGCACAAGUGCCUCAUCGCCGAGACCUGGUGCGCCACGCGGGACCUGCCCACGCUGCAGCAGGCGCUGCGCGACAGCUCGGGCGAGGCGGGAGUGAGUGCCGUGGCACACCGCAUCCCGUGCCAGGACGCGCCCCCCACCCUCAUCCGCACCAACCGCUUCACCGCCAGCUUCCAGGGCAUCGUGGACGCCUACGGCGUGGGCCGCUACCAGGAGGUGAACCCCGCGCCCUACACCAUCAUCACCUUCCCCUUCCUCUUCGCGGUGAUGUUUGGCGACGUGGGCCACGGGCUGCUCAUGUUCCUCUUCGCCCUGGCCAUGGUGCUGGCUGAGAACCGGCCGGCCGUGAAGGCGGCGCAGAACGAGAUCUGGCAGACCUUCUUCGGGGGCCGCUAUCUGCUGCUGCUCAUGGGCCUCUUCUCCGUCUACACCGGCUUCAUCUACAACGAGUGCUUCAGCCGCGCCACCACCAUCUUCCCCUCGGGCUGGAGCGUGGCCGCCAUGGCCGAGCAGUCUGGCUGGAGUGAUGCCUUCCUGGCUCAGCACCCCAUGCUCACCCUGGACCCCAACGUCACCGGCGUCUUCCUGGGACCCUACCCCUUUGGCAUUGACCCUGUCUGGAGCCUGGCCACCAACCACCUGAGCUUCCUCAACUCCUUCAAGAUGAAGAUGUCCGUCAUCCUGGGGGUUACCCACAUGGCCUUCGGGGUGCUGCUGGGGGUCUUCAACCACGUGCACUUCGGCCAGGGGCACCGGCUGCUGCUGGAGACGCUGCCCGAGCUCGUGUUCCUGCUGGGGCUGUUCGGCUACCUCGUGUUCCUGGUGCUCUACAAAUGGCUGUGCGUCUCGGCCGCCGGCGCCGCCAGCGCCCCCAGCAUCCUCAUCCACUUCAUCAACAUGUUCCUCUUCGCCCGCAGCGCCACCAACCGGCCGCUCUUCCCCGGGCAGGAAGUGGUCCAGUCCGUCCUAGUGCUCUUGGCCUUGGUCAUGGUGCCGGUCCUGCUGCUGGGCACGCCCCUGUACCUGCUGCGCCAGCACCGCCGGCGUGCACAGAGACGGCCUGCCGGCCCCCAGGGGGACAAGGCCGGGCUCCUGGACUCGCCCGAGGUGUCUGUGAAUGGCUGGGGCUCUGAUGAGGAGGCGGCUGGGUGCCCGGGGGAAGACACAGAGGCUGAGUUUGUGGCCUCGGAGGUGUUCAUGCACCAGGCCAUCCACACCAUCGAGUUCUGCCUGGGCUGUAUCUCCAACACAGCCUCCUACCUGCGCCUCUGGGCGCUCAGCCUGGCCCACGCCCAGCUGUCGGAGGUGCUGUGGGCCAUGGUGAUGCGCGUGGGCCUGGGCAUGGGCCGGGAAGUGGGCGUGGCGGCCGUGGUACUGGUGCCCGUCUUUGCCGCCUUCGCUGUGCUGACCGUGGCCAUCCUGCUGGUGAUGGAAGGGCUCUCGGCCUUCCUGCACGCCCUCCGGCUGCACUGGGUGGAGUUCCAGAACAAGUUCUACGAGGGCACCGGCUACAAGCUGAGCCCCUUCACCUUCGCCGUGGAGGACGACUAGCGCCCAGUGGGGAGCAUGCCGGCGCUGGCCUGGGACGCAAUAAAGAGGCGUGGGCCCCGGAGCUGGGCGCUGUGUUGGUCCCGUCUGUAACGCCAGGGCUGGCUGAGGUCCACUGGCCCCGUGGCCGCCUCCACUCCAGUGAGGCUGACGGGGAUGCACCUGCAGGAACUCCAGGUUCUUGACAGAGUGGGGGCGCAUAGGGUGGGCUUCCAGCAUGCUCCAGCUCAGAGCCGUCUCCUUUCUGCACGCUGGUGUGCGCCUUAGGGGCUUGAGGUGUUGUGAGGCAGAGAGGAGAGUGGGCCCCCGAGCCAGCCCAGGGCUGUGGGACCCCGGGGGGUCACACCCCCAAGGCAAGGCCACAGCCCUGUAGGGAAAGGUGGGGCUCCAAGCCCUUGUCUCGCCCGCCCCUUCCUGGGCCUCGGUCCUGUGGGGAGGGCCGGCCUCCUGCCGUUCUACGUGCAGAGCCCCGCUUCCCACAGGCCUUGAUCUUGGCGGCCAGGGAUUUUGCCAAAUGGUUCCUGCGGCUGGAGGCCCAUGGGCCGACUGGGGUGCAGCAGACAGCCCGCUGUGGGACUGGAGGCAGGCUGGGGCGCAGAGUUCCCGGGCUGUCCACGUCCUGGCUGGCUCAGCUCGGAGGCUCUGGUUAGGAACGGGAGGGGGGAUGGGUCUGAACCAGCUUUACACCUUCCCGGGGAGCAGAGCUGGGCACAGACCCUGGGGGAGAGCGGGCGUGUGUGU